GAAGAAAACUGAACACAAACCCACAAAAUGCUCGCCACUGCAAGGGCAGGGAGCUCCAAGUGCUCACCAGUUCCAUACCCUGCCUUCCGCAGCAAAACCCACAUGGACUCCCCUCCUAAAACCCUCUCUAGCUGCACAUUCCCGAGGUCUUCUUCUCUCUCCUCUCCCAUGCAAGUAGAGAGAGAAGGGAAUGGUGGUGAUUCUUCCUCCGUGAUAACCCUCCAAGAAUGGCAGGGUUGGGGCACCGCCUCUCCUUUUCCGGCCAUGGUUGCGGAGAUUGUCGAAGAGUUGAGGGGUUUGGAGAGAGAUAUGGACGGGCAGAUGAGCUUCGGAGGUCUUGGUGGAAAAAUCAAAGGAGACUUCAAGGUCCACGAGGAUAAAAAACAUAGAGCAAAAUAUCAGGCUUUAGGUGAUUCGGAAAAGAAGAUGGAAUUCUUUUCAGCUCGACAAAUUGCAUGUCGCUUGCUAGGCAGUAGGUACUACCUUUGCCAGAAGUGCUGGCUUGCUCUGGAAGAUUGCAUGUGUACUAAGGUCGUGCCCUUCUCUCUCUGUCAUGGCAUACGGUUCUGGUUGUACAUGCAUCCAAAGGAUUUCUUACGACAGAACAAUACAGGAAAGUUGUUAUGGCAAGUUUUUGGUGUUCAAUCUGCAACUUUGUGCAUCUAUGGAAUUGCUGAACAUGAAGAAAUCAUGUGGAAUGCUUUCAAGCUUGCAGGGAAAGAAAAGGUUUGGUGCCUUUAUCCCAAUAAGAAUGCACCAACACAGUCGGUUUAUGAUGCAUUUGGUCAAGAUUCUUCAACGAGUCCACAAUGCAUACCGAACGUGACAAAUGAAGAAAAACCUCUGAACUUUGUGUUGCUUGAUGGUACAUGGAACAACUCUGCUGCAAUGUUCAGGCGUUUGAAGCAGGACAAAGCAAAUGAAGUCUGGGGAGAGGACCUUCCUUGCAUAUCUCUUGCCACAGGUGCAUCUGCAAUGCAUAAACUCCGGCCCCAACCGUCGUGGGACCGAACAUGCACAGCGGCAGCAGUAGUUGGCCUCCUCGAUGAGCUGCAUUCUCUUCAGGAGUUAAGCUCAUUAGGGUUUGAUAAACCGGCUGAAGCAUUAGAGGACGCAUUAGGAGCUUUAUUAGAUGCACUUACUGCGAGAAGGCUUCGCAUGGGAAGGUCAAUCACUCGCAGAGAAAGACAUAACCGAGACAUCUGUUGAUAGUCGACCAGAAAAUGUCAUUGGGCCGUAGGCUGUGGCGGGAGGAAGUUUUUUGAGAUCUCUCCCAUCGUUAACGACUUACAAUCUGGAAAAUUUACUCUUUGAUUUUCUUGUUUUUGUUUUAUUGCUGAGUUGCAACUGUUGAUACAUUACUAACAAUUGUAAGAAUUGCGGCACAGGAAUUUUUCUUUUUCUUUUUUUGCCACCAUGAUAACCAUUGAUAUUAUAAAUCACCAAAAAAAUCAUUAUAUCAA
Messenger RNA from Rhododendron vialii, 1463 nucleotides. RefSeq lists its product as uncharacterized. NCBI's taxonomy places the organism in Eukaryota, Viridiplantae, Streptophyta, Magnoliopsida, Ericales, Ericaceae. The transcript is spliced from 8 exons. The coding region runs from base 28 to 1209 and encodes 393 amino acids. The record is from RefSeq and is a predicted model, not a curated record.